AUGUCAGCGCCUGUGGUUCCGCCCAACCAGUACGAUGUGAACAUGGACAAUCCUCUACAGGGAAGUCCAUGGGCAGAUAUAGAAUCUCAUCCAGGUGUUUUUACAGAGCUUGCAAGUCAGAUUGGCAUUAAAGGAGUGGAAAUUGCCGAGAUAUUCAGUCUUGAUGCAGAAUAUUUAAAGGCUUUCGAACCAAUUUACGGACUGAUAUUUUUAUUCGAGUGGCAUGCAGAAGACACGGAACAGAGUAAAAUUGCUGCAGAUAUAAAAAGUAUCCCAGAAAAAAUAUUUUUUAUUAAUCAGGUUGUUCCGGAUGCAUGUGCCACUCAAGCACUGUUGAGUAUUGCUUUAAAUAGCGCUACUAUUGAACUAGAUUCAUCAUUGGUAGAAUUUAAGCAAUUUUGUUUAGAAUUAUCUCCAGCAAUGCGUGGAUUGGCAUUGAGUGGGUUUCAGAGAUUAAGGGUAUCACACAAUUCGUUUGCAAGACAAACGGAUAUCUCUACACUCUACUACCCUGUACCACAAAAACGCAAGUAUAAAAAGGCUGUAACAAAAAAACCUCCACAAUCAGUUAAAGGUAAUCUUGCGCGAGUUCCAGUUUCAAUCAGCACAGAUACAUCUCAAAAAAGUAGCACUGGAACUACAUUAAAAUCAAGAAAAGCACAGCAGCGAAAAAAUAUGACUUCCAAAACCUGUGACUCUAAUCUGGAAAAAUCACAAACUACAUGCAACGACAAAAGUGCACAACCAAAAUAUCAUUUUAUUGGAUAUGUACCCAUCGAUGAUGCGGUUUGGGAGCUUGAUGGUCUAAAACGGAUGCCUAAAAAACUGGGGAACAUACCAAAAAACGGUGAUAGUUGGAUAUCGAUAGCCAUUUCUAUCAUUCAAAAGCGCAUGAACAGCUAUUCAGUUGAAUUUAAUCUAUUGGCGCUUAUUGAGGAUCGAGUGCAAAUGUAUGAAAAAAAGAAAAGGCUUAUUAGCACUGCUCGCGAGUGUAUUUUAAAAUGUGAAGCAUCCGAAGCUUCUCCAACGUCUGAUUUUGCGGUUUUUUUAAAGGAGGCUGAACUGAGUGUAGAGGAUUACGCCGUUUUGAAAUCCAAAUUGAAUGUGUCGACUGCCCUGGAAAUUCUGGAUAAAUCUGAUCGUGCUAUUGACUGUAGAAUCAAAGAAGAGGCUGAAAAACGCCAAGAGUAUAAAGAUGAGAAUAUAAGACGUCGAUUUAACUAUGCUCCGUUUAUACGCAAAUGGUUUGAGAUUAUGAUCAGAAACGGUUCACUUGCAUCCCAUAUCAAAUAA
Molecule: messenger RNA, 1293 nt
Organism: Batrachochytrium dendrobatidis JAM81
Lineage: Eukaryota; Fungi; Chytridiomycota; Chytridiomycetes; Rhizophydiales
Exons: 10
Coding region: 1-1293 (430 amino acids)
Biological process (GO): ubiquitin-dependent protein catabolic process; protein deubiquitination
Cellular component (GO): cytoplasm
Molecular function (GO): cysteine-type deubiquitinase activity
Source: RefSeq, a predicted model, not a curated record